AUGAAGCUGGAGGUGGACAAGAUAUUUCCCAAGGGCAUGGGGCCAUACAUGGACCUGGAUGAGACAGAAGGCAGCACUGGGCUCCUGAUGAACUUGGCAGUCAAUGAAAAGGCAGUCCAUGCAGACUUUUUAAAGGAUUUUGUAGAUCUCUUUGAUAAUGAUGAUAUCCAGUGA
Messenger RNA from Neomonachus schauinslandi (Hawaiian monk seal), 174 nucleotides. Its product is annotated as COP9 signalosome complex subunit 9-like. Bases 1 to 174 code for a protein of 57 amino acids. Gene Ontology annotation, biological process: negative regulation of protein neddylation. The record is from RefSeq and is a predicted model, not a curated record. The transcript has a single exon. NCBI's taxonomy places the organism in Eukaryota, Metazoa, Chordata, Mammalia, Carnivora, Phocidae.